UAACACCUUAUUGUUUUUUGCAAUACUGUAUGAAUUAUGUCAUAUGUGGCUAAUCAGUUUUAGGUAAAUACUAGACUAAUACUAGGCUUUUUAUUGAUACCUGUGGCUAUUGGAAAGUUCUGAAUCAUGAUGAUGAGUGCAAAAGAGGGAAAGUAUGUGAGGCCAGCGCCUUUUGCUGUACCCUGUGACGACGAUGACGACGACUAUGACCUCGAUAAACCACUUUUGGUGGAAGACAUCAAAGCUGGAAAAGUGAAACGACCAAUUAGGAUAUAUAUGGAUGGAAUAUGCGAUCUCUUCCAUAGCGGACAUUCUAGAGCAUUUCUACAGGCGAAGAAUAUGUUUGAAAAUGUUCAUUUAAUUGUUGGAUUGUGCAGCGACAAAAUGACCCACAAGUAUAAAGGAUUUACAGUACUUACUGAUGAAGAAAGAUACGAUGCCGUCAGUCAUUGCCGGUAUGUCGAUGAGAUCGUACCAGAUGCGCCCUGGGUUGUUACUCCAGAACAUUUAAAGCGAUAUAAGAUAGAUUUCGUGGCCCACGAUGACGUGCCUUACAAGUCCGUUGAUCACGAUGAUGUGUAUAAAGGCAUUAAAGAUAUGGGCAGGUUUCUGCCGACCCAGCGAACCGAGGGCAUCUCAACAUCGGAUCUCAUCGCCCGUGUCAUACGCGACUAUGAUAACUACGUGAGGAGAAAUUUGAAGAGGGGUUACACGCGGGAGGAAAUGAAUGUCAGCCUCAUCAAGGAGAAGGAGCUGAGGGCAAAGGCGAAGUGGGGCGAAAUUAAAGAUAACAUCAUCAGCAAGUGGGAGGAGAAAUCGCGCGACAUUAUUGGUGGAUUUCUGGACAUGUUUGGCCGCGAUGGGACACUGAAAACAUGGCUGGAAGAUAAAUCUAUGAACAUGCAGACUGCCAUCUCUCGUGCGCUUUCGCCAUCACCUACGCAUUCUGGAUCGGUUGAUGAAUUCAGUUAUACCGCGGAGAUCAGUGGGGACGAGUCUGACAAUGAGGAAUCGUCCAGUCCUAAAUCAGAUGUUCAGAUGGAGGACGAGGGUAGUGUUGAAAUACCCAGUGCCAAAACUAGUCGUACCUAGCGAGAAGUUGCAUGAGCUCCGUUUUAAUUUUAUCACGAUUCACAGUGCAGAUUACACCAAUGAGUAAAUAUGUUAAUGAUUCUGUGGGCACUCGAAUCCUGGCCACAACCACAGCUACCACUUGUAUGUCAACUGACCUAGAAAUAUUGCUGGAUCUAGCAAUCUAGAUUGUUGAGAUUUUUUAAUCGAAACAGGUGGAACGCUGCCUAAUAGGAUAACCACCAGUGGCGUAGCCAGUCGACGAUUUUGCCCCACUAUGUAAAUUUCGAGUUAUUAUAAUUUUUAUAAUUAUUUAUGUCUUCAGAAAUUUAUUGUUUUCACAUUCAAUGAGUACCAUAAUAUUAGCAUAGUGGGACAAAUUGUCAGACUGGUUACGCUACUGAUAACCACGCUUAUGUUUACGUACGUAAAACCAACUAUGAAGAUCAACCAUGCAAACUGAGAAAGAAUAUUAGCCAAUGAGAGGACAGAUCCUCGGCAAAACUGAGUUAUCAUUACCUUCAUUUCUUUCAACCUACUUGGUAAAACUUAGGCUUUCUUUUUCUAGGCAGUUAUCGAAUAUCGGAAAUUUAAUUUCGCUCCUUUAACUUAUUAAGAACUUUGACAAAUGCUUUCUAGUACAAGAUAGGUCAGUUUUGCCGUCUGUAUUUUGGUUCAGCUUGGACGGAUUCGUUUCGAAUAUUCCAAGUAGACCUUACCUUACCACUACCUUUCGAGCGUGAAGGUAGUUGAGUUACUUUGGGUUGCGAUAUGGUUGUGUUCAGGAGCGAUUUAUUUUGUAAGCAGUUCGUGGCAAUCGCUCCUGAACAUAGCACCACCACAACUCUCAAAUAAUCAACUACCGUCACGCAUAGCGUUGAUCAUGUAUAAUUAGUUCUCAAACUAAACUACAUUUUGAACUCCCUUGUACCUAGGCGUAAAUUUUCAGACAGCCGUUAAGCUCGUUAUCGCUCAAGGGCGUAGAACACUGAAGUCGAUUUCUGCAUGCUGACAAAUCCUCUUGCAUGUGAAAAGGGCUUGAUGGCUCAAAACAAAAACGCCUGAGUACGAAGGUAGAGAAUAAUGGAACAAAAUUAAGCGUAUUUUUAAAUUACUAGAUUAAUAAAACAAUAACUAUAAAGAUUAUUUUAAUGACUAUUUAAUAGCUAUAAGAAUAAAAAAUAAAUGUAUUUACGGGAUCAGUGGUUAUUCGAAGCACAUUUAGCUUAUUAUAGCUCUAAAAAAUA
This is a messenger RNA of Dendronephthya gigantea, 2318 nucleotides long. RefSeq names its product choline-phosphate cytidylyltransferase A-like. Gene Ontology annotation, biological process: CDP-choline pathway. The record is from RefSeq and is a predicted model, not a curated record. The coding region runs from base 127 to 1092 and encodes 321 amino acids. The transcript has 7 exons. Gene Ontology annotation, molecular function: choline-phosphate cytidylyltransferase activity; phosphatidylcholine binding. Lineage: Eukaryota; Metazoa; Cnidaria; Anthozoa; Malacalcyonacea; Nephtheidae.